AUGAAUGCACUGAUUUUGGUGGGUGGGUAUGGAACACGCCUAAGACCUUUGACCCUAACUACACCAAAACCAUUAGUUGAUUUUUGCAAUAAGGCUAUUUUAGAGCAUCAAAUUCUUAAUCUAGCAAAAUCGGGAGUUAAUGAAAUAAUACUAGCCAUUGCUUAUAAACCAGACAAUAUAAAAACCUUUGUAAAUAAUUUACAAGAAAAAUAUAAUGUUAAAAUAAUUUUUUCAAUUGAAGAUGAGCCAUUGGGGACAGGAGGACCAAUAAAGCUAGCUGAACAUUUUUUAUCCAAAUAUGAUGAUUUUUUUGUUUUCAAUUCAGACAUUAUUUGUUCAUUCCCUUUGGUUGAUAUGAUGAAAUUCCACAAGGAAAACACAUCGCUACUAACAAUUAUGGUAAAAGAAGUCGAUGAUCCUCGAUCUUUUGGAGUUGUAAUAACAGACAAUGAAAAAAAAAUUCUUAAGUUUGAAGAAAAACCACUAAUUCCAGAAUCAAGUUUAAUAAAUUCAGGGAUAUAUAUUUUAAAUAAAAAAAUAUUAAAUUUCAUUCCGAAAAGAAAUACGUCCUUAGAAAAGGAAAUAUUUCCAAAGCUAGCUAGCGAAAAUGUGUUACAUUUUUAUAAAUUAAAUGAUUUUUGGGCAGAUAUUGGAAAGCCAUCUGAUUUUUUAAAAGGACAAGCAUUAUAUUUAGACAGUUUUGAAAGUUUUGAAAAGGAUAUAGAAAAAACUGUCAUGCCUGACCGCCUACUAAUUUGCUAUAACAUUACUGACCAAAAUGAAGAUAUAAAAAAUUGUAAUAAUAAAAAUAAAAAAAAAUUAUUUAUAACAUUUGAAAACAUUGAAGAAUUAAAUAAAUUUGAUGAAAAUACAAAUCAAGUUUUAAAUGAUAUAAAAAAGUUAUAUAUAAAAAUAGAAGGAAAUGUUUUAAUCUCUUCAAAUACUGUUAUAAAACAAAAUUGUUUUUUGGGAGAGAAUGUAGUUUUAGGUGAUAAUGUUAUAUUAGGUGAAGGAUGUAGAAUCAAAAAUUCAUGUAUCCUUAAAAAUUCUAUUAUUAAUUCAUAUACUUAUAUCGAUAAUUCUAUAAUAGGUUCAAAGUCUUGUAUAGGCAGUUGGUCUAGAAUUGAAGGCUUGUGUGUGUUGGGAGAAAAUGUUAAUAUAAAACCAGAGCUAUUUAUAAAUAAUGCAUUUAUUCUUCCAUACAAAGAAGUGACUGCCUCUAUUUACGAGAAAGGGGCAAUCAUUAUGUAG
Messenger RNA from Plasmodium vinckei vinckei, 1251 nucleotides. RefSeq names its product mannose-1-phosphate guanyltransferase, putative. Gene Ontology annotation, biological process: cell wall mannoprotein biosynthetic process; GDP-mannose biosynthetic process. Gene Ontology annotation, cellular component: cytoplasm. Gene Ontology annotation, molecular function: GTP binding; mannose-1-phosphate guanylyltransferase (GTP) activity. NCBI's taxonomy places the organism in Eukaryota, Apicomplexa, Aconoidasida, Haemosporida, Plasmodiidae. The coding region runs from base 1 to 1251 and encodes 416 amino acids. The record is from RefSeq and is a predicted model, not a curated record. The transcript has 2 exons.